Messenger RNA from Rhinichthys klamathensis goyatoka, 1666 nucleotides. RefSeq names its product nuclear receptor subfamily 1, group H, member 4 (gene nr1h4). Lineage: Eukaryota; Metazoa; Chordata; Actinopteri; Cypriniformes; Leuciscidae. The record is from RefSeq and is a predicted model, not a curated record. Gene Ontology annotation, molecular function: nuclear receptor activity; RNA polymerase II cis-regulatory region sequence-specific DNA binding; zinc ion binding. Bases 207 to 1658 code for a protein of 483 amino acids. Gene Ontology annotation, biological process: bile acid signaling pathway; negative regulation of transcription by RNA polymerase II; negative regulation of inflammatory response. The transcript has 10 exons.
CCAAUGACCCCAUCCGCUCAGAGAACUGUCUAGUAACACACAAAGCUUGAUUCCUCUUCCCAAAUACUGAUGGCUUUGAACAUCAAAACGGGACCACAGAGCACACAGCGUCUGUUAAAGCAAUAGAAGAAACAGGAUUAACCCCAUCAUUUCCAUUCUGAACUGAGGGAUCUUUGGACGCCAAGACUCAACACACAGGCUUCUGAAUGAAUGAGUGGGUGGGCCAUGACGUCAAUGUGGUGGGACCUUUACAGAUCCCAACCAGCGAUGCAUUCCCUCUAUCAGAGGGCUCACACUUUUUUGAUAUUCUGGCAGAGCAGAACAGUCCUUUGCUACAUGACCAGGAAGUCAUGCCCUUCACCAGCUAUCCCAGCAUGCAGUACACCUCGGUGGAGCCCUCCAUGUCAUCACCAUCAUACUACUCCAAUCAGCAUUGCUACUCACAGUACAGUGGGGAGGAGUGGUACUCUACAUCCAAUGUGUUUGAGAUGAGGAAAGGACCGUUGGAAGGCAGCUUUGAUAAUGAGCUCGACGAGUCUUGCCCCGUAGUCCCGACUGCGUGUAAAAGGUCCAGACACGCAGCCCACUCCGGAAGGAGCAAAGGCGAAGAACUGUGUGUUGUCUGUGGAGAUAAAGCAUCAGGGUAUCACUACAAUGCACUCACAUGUGAAGGAUGCAAAGGUUUCUUCAGAAGGAGUAUCACAAAGAAUGCUGUAUAUAAGUGUAAGAGUGGAGGAAACUGUGAGAUGGACAUGUACAUGCGCAGGAAAUGCCAAGAGUGUCGACUCAGGAAGUGCAAAGAGAUGGGCAUGCUCGCAGAAUGCUUGUUAACAGAAAUCCAGUGCAAAUCCAAAAGACUGAGGAAAAACACAAAAGCCUCAUCUGACGAAAGUAUAGGGGAUGAUGUUGGUGAUAGUAGAGAUUCUAAACAGGUUGUAUCUACCACAAAAUCCUCCAAGGAAAAUAUAGAACUGAGCCAAGACCAGCAGGCUUUAAUAAGUUAUAUAGUUGACGCUCACAACAAGCAUCGCAUCCCUCAGGAUAUGGCAAAAAAACUGCUACAAGACCAAUUUAACACAGAAGAAAACUUCCUUCUACUGACCGAAAUGGCAACUAGUCAUGUCCAGGUGCUGGUUGAGUUCACAAAAAACAUACCAGGUUUUCAGUCUCUGGAUCACGAAGAUCAGAUCGCUUUGUUGAAAGGUUCCGCCGUAGAGGCGAUGUUCCUGCGUUCGGCCCAGGUUUUCACCAAGAAACUGCCCAACGGACACACAGAGGUGCUGGAGGACAGGAUCAGAAGGAGCGGAAUAUCUGAAGAGUUUAUGACACCCAUGUUUAACUUCUAUAAAAGCAUUGGGGAGCUGCAGAUGAUGCAAGAGGAACAUGCUUUACUUACUGCUAUCACUAUCCUCUCACCAGACAGGCCAUAUGUAAAAGACCAGCAGGCAGUGGAGCGUCUGCAGGAUCCCAUGUUGGAGGUGCUGAGGAAGGUCUGUAAGCUACAGCAUCCUCAGGAGCCCCAGCACUUCGCAAGGCUUCUCGGUCGUCUAACGGAACUUCGCACCCUCAACCACCACCACACUGAAAUGCUAGAGUCAUGGCGCAUGAGUGACCACAAGUUCACCCCCCUCCUCUGUGAGAUCUGGGACGUUCAGUGACUUUGUGA